AUGAGUCUACUAUCCUGGAAUUGUCGGGGGCUUGGCAACCCGACAGCAGUUCGUGUUCUCACGGACCUAGUCCGUGCUAAGAGGCCAAAAGUGCUUUUUCUAAUGGAGACGUUUGUGGAUAAAAGGAAAAUGGAGUUGGUGCGUGUUCAGAAUGGGUAUGAUAGUAUGUUUGUGGUGGAUGCAAUUGGACAUAGGGGCGGGUUGGCGCUUCUAUGGAUGAAUAGUGUGGAGGUGGAAGUUACUGCCUUCUCGAGCAAUUUUAUUGAUGUUCAGUUGGCUCUAGAUGUCGGUAAACCCUACUGGAGGUUUACGGGUUUCUAUGGGCUCCCCGAAAGACAUAGGCGUAGAGAAUCCUGGCAGUUGCUACGUUCACUGGCUACACAUAGUAACUUACCAUGGGUUAUUAUGGGAGACUUUAAUGACCUUUUAAAUCAAGCAGAUAAGAGAGGACGGUUGCCCCAUCCGGAAUGGUUGAUUACGGGUUUUCGAGAAGCAGUGAAUGAUUGUGGUUUACGGGAGCUACCCUUCGAUGGUCACCAAUUUACAUGGGAAUGGUCUAGGGGAACUGCAAAUAUGGUGGAGGAAAAGCUGGAUAGGAUUUUCACCAUCGAGUCUUGGUUGUCGUUGUAUGACGGUGCCCAAGCGUCUUCGUUGAUAUGCCCCUAUAGUGACCAUCUACCGUUGAUGCUGAGCCCAGAGUCUUUAAAUCGGCCGGGAAGUAGAAGAAGGUUUUGCUUUGACAAUAUGUGGUUGCGCGAAGAUAAAUGUCGAGAGAUUGUAGCGCAAAGUUGGGAACGUACAAGAGGAAUGGAUGUGAUCACGAGAGUAGAAUGCUGUGGUCGUGAUAUUUGGCGUUGGGGCCGAAACUACAACAAGGAAUUCCAGCGUAAGAUUGAAAAAUGCAAGGGACGUUUGGCCUAUUUACGGAAUAGGCAUGAUAGUGAAAGCAUGAUGGAGUAUCCUCGGGUUGAAAAGGAGUUACUAUUCCUCCUUGAGCAACAACAUAUUUUCUAA
Ipomoea triloba (trilobed morning glory) is the source of this 1014-nucleotide messenger RNA. RefSeq lists its product as uncharacterized. The transcript has a single exon. Lineage: Eukaryota; Viridiplantae; Streptophyta; Magnoliopsida; Solanales; Convolvulaceae. The record is from RefSeq and is a predicted model, not a curated record. Gene Ontology annotation, molecular function: catalytic activity. The coding region runs from base 1 to 1014 and encodes 337 amino acids.